Molecule: messenger RNA, 1848 nt
Organism: Kalmanozyma brasiliensis GHG001
Lineage: Eukaryota; Fungi; Basidiomycota; Ustilaginomycetes; Ustilaginales
Product: TAFII55 protein, conserved region
Exons: 1
Coding region: 1-1848 (615 amino acids)
Biological process (GO): RNA polymerase II preinitiation complex assembly; transcription initiation at RNA polymerase II promoter
Cellular component (GO): transcription factor TFIID complex
Molecular function (GO): RNA polymerase II general transcription initiation factor activity
Source: RefSeq, a predicted model, not a curated record
AUGAGCGAAGCAAGUGGGUCCGCGUCGCCAGCGCCCGGCAGCUCCGCUGCAGAGCUUGGCCCGGGAGGCACAAGACCCAAGCGCGCUGUUCGUCCCACCGCCAAAGCACUACAGGCGAGAGAGCAGUCGCCUGACGGAUGGGAACAUGGCGGAUCCAGGAGGUCGCAGCCAUUGCGGCCCAUUCGCACCGCCUCCGGGGCUCGUCCACAGAUCAAGCUCAAGAUGAAGGCAUCAGGUGGCGGUACUGCAGCAGGAUCAGGUCAAGGGCUCAAAACGCAGGCGUACAUGCAGAGCUACGAUCGCGAGCUCGACUCGGAAGAUGACGAGACGGGUCAGGGACUUGCAUUCGAGGAGCAGCUCAUCUUUCGCAUGCCAGAAGGUCCCGAAUGCGACAAACUCAGAGACAGCAUCCAGAAACGACAACUCGGCGACGAUGUCUGGUUCAAGUUCAAAGAUUCGAGACGUGCCAUUGUCCACGUUGGCGACUCGCUGUUCUCAGCUAAGCUAGUCGAUCUGCCUACCAUCACGGAGGCGCACAAGACGCUGGACAAUCGGCAAUUCUUCAAGGUGGCCGAUAUCGCGCAAAUGCUGGUGGUCGAGAGCAAGAUCGCGGACGAAUCACAAGCAUCCUCCAGUGCCGCCGGUGGCGGCAAGGGCUUCAACAUCGAAGACUUCAUCUACCCUCACGGCAUCACGCCUCCGAUGCAGUGGGCGAGGAAACGACGCUUCCGCAAGCGUGCUGCGCGUCGAGCCAUCGAGACGGUGGAGAAGGAGGUGGAGCGAUUGCUGAAAGCUGAUAAGAAGGCGGACGACGUCGAGUACGAGAUGAUUGAUGCAGCGGAAGAAGGUGUGUCCGAAGACGACGAUGACCAGCAGGGCGGUCCAUCCAGAAGAGGAGCAACAUCGCCCGGUGGCUCUCAAGCAGAGACGCCUAUGCCUGACGGCUCGGAUGGCGGGUCGCAAGACGAGGACGGAGACGACGGCGACGACGAUGACGAUGACCAAGCACGUCGUCGUCGUACUGACACUUUCGAUGGCGGCGAAGGUGGCUACGACGAGGACCUUGACGACGAUGUUGACGAGGACCUGGCAGCUGAGCUCGAUGCCGCCCUCGAAGAGGAGGAGGACGAUGAUGAUGAGUCGACACGAGGCGCUGGCAGCGAAGCUCAGAGCCGAACCAGCGACCAGGAAGACCUUUGGGAUGAUGACGACGAUGAUGACGCGGAUGACGGCGAUGAAGAGGACGAUGACGAAGAGGAUGAGAACGACGAAGAGAAGGAGCAGCGUGUUCGCGAAGCUCAGUUGGAGGCCGAGUGCCGAGAGCUCGAGACGCUGGUGCGAAGGAAGCAGUCCGAUGUGGAUGGCACGAUGAACCUUAUCAUCAAGAAUCGCCAUCAGCAGGCACUCCGCAAGCUCACCACAGAGCGCGACAUGAAGCGCAACCAGCUGGCGGACCUCAAGCAGACACGAAAGGAGCGCAAAGAAGCCAACCAAGCGGCGGCCGAGGCAGCAGAACAAGCUGCGGCCGUGUCCAAUCUCGACGAUACGGAAGACGCAGCGCGGCUUGGCGAUGAUCUCGCAGACGAGCGCCCGCAUUCCGGCAGCACGGCAGGCGUCUCCACCAGCGGAGCAGCCAACAUCGUCGAGAACGACGCUCCCAGCAGUACAACACAGCACCGAGGCAUGCCGCCGCCCGCUUUGCCGGCGAGCCGAAAUCUUUCGCAACCAUCCACGCCCGCUGCGAGGCCCCCCAUCUCAUCAUCAGGGUCCGCGCAGAAAAACCAAGCUGACCCGGAUGACAGCAACCUCUGGGAGGACGAGGAUGAAGAAGAUGUCAGCGAUUCCUGA